Aspergillus welwitschiae is the source of this 1443-nucleotide messenger RNA. RefSeq lists its product as uncharacterized. Bases 1 to 1443 code for a protein of 480 amino acids. NCBI's taxonomy places the organism in Eukaryota, Fungi, Ascomycota, Eurotiomycetes, Eurotiales, Aspergillaceae. The record is from RefSeq and is a predicted model, not a curated record. The transcript is spliced from 2 exons.
AUGGCUGUGGACGGGGAGAAGACCGCGGCCGGGGAGGCCUCCGAGGCCACACCGUUGCUGCAAAAGGCGGCACUCUUCGUGUCUCCGCAGGCAUGUCAACAACAUCAACUACUGCUCCGAUGUUUCUCGAACUUGAAACAGAGAACCUCUAAAACGGCAGGUCUAUUUAAGACGGAGUAUGACCACGAAAUCAAUUCUGAAGUAGACCCGAUAGCUCGACAGUCGAUGAUGGAGGAACGUCGAUGGUCAAUCUAUGUCUCACGCGCUGUCCAUCGAUUUUCCGUUUGGUGGGCUCUUUUACCAGCAGAUCCGGAAAUACCAGGUAUUGAAUCGGAGAAGCCGUAUGGGCACCACGGCGGAUGGAUCUGGACAAGGGAUCAGUUACCUCCAUUAGAUGUUCUGAUGGUUUUACAUGCUUUGAUACUACAUCAUAAAUCCUUCGGAGAGGAUUGUUUACGACAUAAGAAGAUGGCACAAUGGAACGAAGGGUUCCCCCUCCAGCUAGCCUCUCAAUGUAUCGACACAGAUAGCCUCAAAUAUUUGUGUCCCGAGUCCUGUAAACUAAACUUCGAAAGCAUGACAAAGUUGGCCUGGGACAAUCCUGAUGACGCCGAGAGUGUGUCUAUUGGGUGCCCCCGAUGUCAGGACCAAAAUGUUGUGCCGUGGACGACGCGGCGCAGAAAAGGCCUUGCAGAUGAUUCGUAUCAAGUCUGCCAAUCGUGCAAGUAUGUCCUGGGAAAAACCGCUUUUAUUGUCCGAAAGCUUCGUCAGGAUUUGCAUCUACUGCUGGAUAAAGGCAUUCCAUUGCCAGGGACAUGCUGGAGCGUGGAGGAUGGUCACGGCACUUUGGCUCCAAACAAGGCGCCAAAUGAGUUCGUUAAACGUUAUCUCAUGGACACGCUUCUGGAAGAGACGCGCCCGACGAAUCUUUUCCCAGAUAUAACUCAAAUACUCGAAUUACUCGGCCAGACAGUUGUGAAGCAAGCUCUGCCUAUCGUGCAUGAUAUCUUUGAGCACUAUCUAUACGUGGAAAAUUCUUCCUGUGAUCUGAGCGCGGCGGUUAGAAGGAUGUUGAAGUCGGCAACAGCAGCGCAGGAUAUUAUUCUGUCGGAGACCGAAUUCCACUCGCCACAAAUGCAGACCCAAUACGUUGAUUAUUUGCGAGGCCAAGGCAAGGGAUUCUGGUCACGAAGUCCUGAUCUUUCCGAAAUAAACUUGAUGGAUCCUAUCAUGUGGGUAUGGAGCACACAUUUGCUGACGCCGCAUUCAUACUAUGAGUUCUUCCGGCGUGUGGGCAAUGGUCUGCCAGUGGAUUGGCAGCCACCUCAUUCUCCGAAGUGCAGGUUAUGUCAUACGAUGCGCCCGCCUUCAUUUGCUCGUCGAUUCUUCCAAGGACUUGUUUCCCUAUCAGCGUGGAAGGAGUUCAUGGAGGCCGCCGCGUAG